Messenger RNA from Protopolystoma xenopodis, 1230 nucleotides. Lineage: Eukaryota; Metazoa; Platyhelminthes; Monogenea; Polystomatidea; Polystomatidae. The record is from the annotation of a GenBank genome assembly.
AUGUCUUUGCUUAUAAAAGAGCCCUCUUCUUCAUUUCUUGUAUCAUCGCUUUCCUGUCCACUGAAUCCUGCACCCCAGGUCUGCCACAAAUCCUACACACAAUUCAGCAAUCUCUGUAGACAUAAAAGACUACACAAACGGUGCAGCCAACCGCUCGAUUGUUCCGCCUGUGGCCAUGCAUUCGGUACCAACUAUUCUUUGUUACGUCACCAAUCUCUCGGACUCUGCCUCGGCCACGCCGUAUCGACACAACAUCUGCCACAACCAGAUCCCGCUCAUUCGUCAUGUUUUCGGUCUUCAUCACCCGCCCAUUAUGUUGCUGCCCUUCCAACCUCCCAUGAAGCGGGUCCAGUCAGUUUGGGCCUCUCCCGUCCGAACUGGGCACAAGAAUCGGCCAAUCCCAGCCAGGAUUGUGGAAUUCCACUCGCUGAAGAUCCAAGGCUCUUGCCUUCACAGCUUCUGCCGUCCGUAAAACCAGAGACCCCAUCAUUCGGACCGGCCCGACUCAACUCGGCCUACCAUCACGGGUCUGUCGAGUCUUCGAAUCUGCUCAUCCAAACUCACGACUUGCGAGCAACCAAGUCAGCUGGGGCUCUGCGGACUGCCAGUCUGAGCAAUGGUCGACUCCACGGUCAGGCGAGUACCAUCAGUUCGGCCUUGCGCUAUGCCCAACAUGAGGGCAAAAUCAGGACUCGACUUGUGCGAAGUCUUAGUUGGCCGUACUGCUCGGACGCAGGUGCAAGCAGGUCUCGAGGGAGUUGGGCAAUUUCAACCUGUCCAAUCACCGUCCGUCAGACCAGAAGCCACAGCUGGCCUACUCGAAGUGUGAAGGAAAACUGGGCCACUCAGGCCCCAGGACCGAGUCUCAACAGAGAAUCCGCGAAACCAGUUCUUGCGGCCUUAGACUGUCAGAAUCCGCGAAGAGUCCAUCCGCAACUGUACUGUUCAGAAGCGGAUCGUCUGGUUUCCAGUUGCACUGUCACCUCAGAGAGGACGUCUUGCAUGAGGGCACAAGUGUCACGAGAUCCCAAAGAGCCUAGAUUGUCGCGGCAGACUGUAGAUCGACGUCCAACAAUUGCACUUGGAAGUCUUCUGCCGUCUGGUGCAUACGACGAAGACUGCGAGCUGCCGGAAGUCCUUCGAGAGAACAAGCACCGGCAACUGCAACCGUCGUCAUGGCCACUGGACGUGGGACUGAGUGAAGCAAAGACAAAUGGUUUCCAGGGAGGC